Gaeumannomyces tritici R3-111a-1 is the source of this 2580-nucleotide messenger RNA. RefSeq lists its product as hypothetical. The record is from RefSeq and is a predicted model, not a curated record. The coding region runs from base 614 to 2176 and encodes 520 amino acids. Lineage: Eukaryota; Fungi; Ascomycota; Sordariomycetes; Magnaporthales; Magnaporthaceae. The transcript has 2 exons.
GUGCUUAGGGCUGCCGUCGGGUAUGUCGUUGGCUGCGACCGUCUGUGUGGCUGUCAUUGAUCCUUCCCUUCCCUAGUCCUGGCGAUCUUGCUUCUUCCAUCUUGAGCUUGGGCCCUGGCCUUGCCUUUCUUUCGUUGUCAUUGUUUUCUUUUCCAUCUUAGGGUCUGGUCGCACCCUACCUUUUCCCCAUCUCGGGCGCUCUGGACGUCUCGACUGGCUCUGCGAGCCUCGCGGCCUUGUUUUUUUCUUUUCUGCACCUGUGUAUGCAUUCUCUUCUUCCCGCCCGUUGAUCGUUCUUUUUUCAUUGUUGUUUAUACCGACUCCUCCCCUUGUGCCGACCGGGUAUGCAGAGCGAGACAAUCGAUCUGGUACAAGGCAUUCUCCCUUGAUAACACCUCAACACGCACCUCCCUGGCUGCAAGAUAUUGCAGGUCUGGAACAGAGAGCGCGUUAAUCUCCACUGAAGACACACGAGCGAAUAUCUACGAGACGAAAAGGACAGCGCUCGCCACACUCGAAGCGUCCGAACGCUCACGACUCGAAUGCAUUGCGCCUGACUUGGCGAAUCGAACCUUUGUAACAACGACGACACCUCAUUCGCGCCCUAGCAAACAUGGACUCUAUCAGGGUAAUCCUGCGCCGCAACGGUCCGGCGGACGAUGUCGAGCGCCAGCAGGCCCCAGCUCUGGCCGCCAGCACGGUCAGCAGCUCUGCGCCCAGCUCGGCACCGGACUCGCCGCGCCCGAGGCAGGAGAUGGAGGAGCGCGCAGCUGCCAACCCCCGCUUCCUCCACCGGCUCUCCAGCUUCUCUCGCCCCGCGAUCCCCUCAUUCUUGAGCAGGCGCUCGAGCGUGGCCGCCCAGCAGAAUGCCCAGGGCGGCGCCGCGUACGCCCAGUACGCCCCUCGUCCCACGAGCAGCCACUACUCGGACGAGCCGCUCUCGCCCAAGUCGGCCAACUUUUCCAUCAACAUGCCUCAUCUCCCGUCGACGAGGCUCCACCUCCCGAACCUCACGAGGACGUGGACCCAGGGCUCGAACGGACCCCCCUCGCGCCCGACAACAAGGCAAGGCGAGGCCCCAGCGCUAGUGCCUGUGCGCAGGCCAGGCUCGGCUGGCUCCAUGAUCGGAGGACCGAUGUUCCCCGAGCUGGCCCAGCCCCGCCCGGCCGUGCACGCCGCCCACGUCCCCGGACACGCCAGGGGAGGAAGCUCGGGAUCAGGGCUCAGCGCCGCCGACCCGGCGGAGCAGCACCUUGCCGACCUCGCCGGCACCGGCCGGGACAGGAGGAGAAGGCGGAGGAGGCACCACCGCAACGGCGACAGCAGCGGCGGCAGUAGCAGCAGCAGCAGGCGGGAGGGCGAGACGGAGGAGGAGUACCAGCAGAGGAGGGAGGCCCGCCACAGACGUCGUCAGCGCCGGCGGGAGCAGGAGCAGGGGCAGCGACCCACGCCGAAGUACUUCCUAUUCUGCUUCCCCUGGAUUCAGUCGAAGCGCAUCCGCAACCAGAUCCUGAAGUGCUUCGUCUCGGGUAUCUUUCUUAUCAUGCUCCUGACAGUUUACCUGUCGCUUUCCCUAACGAAGAACAUCAACUCUAAUGAGUUCACGAUCCUGCUCAUCCUCAUCAUCCUCUUCGCGACCAUCUUCUUCUGCCACGGCCUGAUCAGGCUCUGCAUGUUCCUGAUCAAGCCACCACAGGAGCACGACGAGGAGCGGCGCCAGCAGGAGGCGCUCCAGCAGCGGGCCGCCAUGUCGCAGCUUCACAACCCCGGCGGCUACGCGGUGCCGCGCGAGCCGAUCCGGGUCGUCCUGGCGCGAGACGAGGAGGCGGCCGGCAUCGAGAGCGAGACCACCAAGCUCCAGCCCCCGGCGUACGGCAUCUGGCGCGAGAGCAUCAGGGUCGACCCGGACCGCAUCUACUGGCAGCGCAAUUCGGAGGCCCGGCCCGAGACCUCGUCCUCCCGCGACGAGCCCGAGGACGGCGGGGCCGGCCUGCGCGGGGGCGGCGGCGGGGGCAGCGGCGGGGGCACCCGUCGACCGCCCUCGUAUGCUUCGGACGACGGCGUGUCCUACAUCGUCGAAGCGCGGCCCCGAUCCAUCGCGCCCACCGCAGCGAUGAACAUCCCCUUGCCCCAGCACCCUUCAGAGGCCGGGCGACUAGCGCUGCCACCGAGCUAGUGAGCUUGGAGGCAGGGGAGAUAACACGAAAACGGGGUGUACCUGCCUGGCUUAGCAGAGGUGGCAGUGAUCAUUUUCCACCCUUUCGGCGGAUUUUGCUUUGUCCUGUAAAACAAUCGUAGAACGGCGCAUCUGGCGGGGGGGAUUUUUGCAUUUUCUUAUUUUUCUUAUUUUUCUUUUCUUGUACUACUAACAAGGGAGUCCUGGCCGGCAUACCCAUCUAAUCAUGUGCGGCAUUUUUUCAAAGAUCGCCCUUCAUCUACAUGAGUAUCUCAUAUGUACACUUGCGAUGGUAAUCCCCGGGCAGUCCUAGAUACUGGCCUGAUAUUUUUAUACGGGCCGCAAUAAAAGGGGUGUUGAUAGUAUAUCCACAGCCCAUAAAGUAAUGGAGGUAGUGGGUGCCG